AUACUGGCUCCGCCCGCCUCUCCAGUUCUUACACACUCUCUGAGUGCACGUCGCUAUUCCCGGAAGCGUGUGGGGCGGGCGCCUCUGCUCUGAUCGCCAUUCUUGCACUGUGGAACGGACAAGGUGAGGCACGGACCCCUAGUUCAUCCAAGGUUUAACGAUCAUGGCAGAGCAGGAGCCCACUGCAGAGGAGCUGGAGGCUAUCGGGGCGGAGAACGAGAGCCAGGAGAAGUUGGACUACAAGGCCCCGGCCCAGAAGUCCCUGAAGGAGAUCCAGGAGCUGGACCAGCACGACGAGAGCCUGAAGAAGUACAAGGAGGCCCUGCUGGGGAGCACCGCCAUCAAUGAGGACCCCAACAUCCCGAAUGUCCAGGUCACGCGGCUGACCCUGUUGUGUGACGCAGCGCCCGGACCUCUCACCCUGGACCUGCAGGGAGACUUGGAAAAAUUCAAGAAGGAAUCGUUUGUGCUGCAGGAAGGGGUGGAAUACAGAAUCAAGAUCAGCUUCAAGGUGAACAAGGAGAUCGUCUCGGGGCUGAAGUACGUACAACAGACCUUCAGGAAAAAAGUCAAGGUUGACAAGUCGGACUACAUGGUGGGCAGCUACGGGCCCCGGGAGACCGAGUACGAGUUCCUGACCCCGCUGGAGGAGGCCCCCAAGGGCAUGAUCGCGCGCGGCACCUACAACAUCAAGUCCAAGUUCACCGACGACGACAAGUGCGACCACCUGUCCUGGGACUGGAACAUCAACAUCAAGAAGGAGUGGAAAGACUGAACUGUCCUCACGAGCCCCCGUUCCCCCACCAUCCCCCCUGUCCUCUACUCCACCCCCCCCCCCAUCAGCCCUCUCUCUACCCCCCUCCCCCUGUCUUUCACCUCCCUCCCUCCAUCCUUCCCUUCUCAUG
This is a messenger RNA of Conger conger (European conger), 905 nucleotides long. It is a transcript of the gene arhgdia, whose product is annotated as Rho GDP dissociation inhibitor (GDI) alpha. Gene Ontology annotation, molecular function: Rho GDP-dissociation inhibitor activity; protein binding. The transcript has 6 exons. NCBI's taxonomy places the organism in Eukaryota, Metazoa, Chordata, Actinopteri, Anguilliformes, Congridae. The coding region runs from base 164 to 775 and encodes 203 amino acids. Gene Ontology annotation, cellular component: membrane; cytosol; cytoplasm. The record is from RefSeq and is a predicted model, not a curated record. Gene Ontology annotation, biological process: Rho protein signal transduction.